GGGAGAGGGAGAGGGCCAUGCAUGGGGCCGGCCAUCACCCAUGUCACACAAAGAAGUCAGGUUUAUUAAGCAAAGCAGGAGUAAAAGCAAGGGGGAUGGGAUGGGAUGACCACCGCCGCCUCCUCCUCUAUAUAGGGGGCACUUUCCUACCCACCUCCAUCUCCCCUGCCCGCCUCCUCCAUGGCGAACCUCCCCACCCACGCCACCAACGCGGACGCCUCCGGCUUCAAGCUCUUCGGCCAGGUCAUCCAGCCCGACGCCCACCGCUCCGCCCCCGCCUCCACCUCCGUCUCCACGGGACAGAGCGCCGCGGCCCCGCCGCCUCAGCCUCCUCCUCCUCCCCCGUCGACGACGCAGCCGGCCGCGGUCGGGGGCGAGCCGUUGCCAUGCCCGCGGUGCGGGAGCAGGGAGACCAAGUUCUGCUACUUCAACAACUACAACGUGCGGCAGCCGCGCCACCUCUGCCGCGCCUGCCGCCGCUACUGGACGGCCGGCGGCGCGCUCCGCCGCGUCGCCACCGCGUCCCCGGGCCGCCGCAGGCCUCGGCCCAGCGCCCGAUCGGCCGCCGCCGCGGCCUCGGCCACCGCCUCCGCCUCCGAGGAAGGGGCAGCAGCGGAGAGCGUUGACUCGCGGUCGUAGGAGCCUUUCCGGGAACUCGCGUCCGCGCGUGCGUGGUGGAGCAAGAGCAAUGCUUCCGGGCCGACGCGUCGGAGGCACCGCGACCAUCACCUGUCCACCUUUUGGCUCUUUGUUUUUUGGGGGGAUUUAUUAUUAUUGUUAUUAUUAUUAUUGAUCGAUGUAGGUUCCAUUUCGAUACCAUUUUAGGAUUCUUUUCGGUGGCCGGAAGGAUACGGCCACGGCCAGCAAUAUGAAUGGAAGAGAGGAAAAGAAAAAAAUACUCCUGCUUGGUUGAAAUGAAUGUACUUUCUUUCUUGUGAGCCGUGGCAAUGAUGAUGAUGAUGAUCUUUUUAUCUUC
Messenger RNA from Triticum aestivum (bread wheat), 976 nucleotides. RefSeq names its product dof zinc finger protein 5-like. Gene Ontology annotation, biological process: regulation of DNA-templated transcription. NCBI's taxonomy places the organism in Eukaryota, Viridiplantae, Streptophyta, Magnoliopsida, Poales, Poaceae. The record is from RefSeq and is a predicted model, not a curated record. Gene Ontology annotation, molecular function: DNA binding; DNA-binding transcription factor activity. The transcript has a single exon. The coding region runs from base 181 to 639 and encodes 152 amino acids.